Molecule: messenger RNA, 3079 nt
Organism: Leopardus geoffroyi (Geoffroy's cat)
Lineage: Eukaryota; Metazoa; Chordata; Mammalia; Carnivora; Felidae
Gene: EXOC3L4
Product: exocyst complex component 3 like 4
Exons: 15
Coding region: 452-2689 (745 amino acids)
Biological process (GO): exocyst localization; exocytosis
Cellular component (GO): exocyst
Molecular function (GO): SNARE binding
Source: RefSeq, a predicted model, not a curated record
GGCAUCGAGGAACAGGCUGGGAAGUCCCAGCUGCUGGUCAUUCGCUCUGGCUGACCCAGAGGCCCCACCACAGAGGCCCAGCUCCGAGGGCCCGGCUUCCCCUGGCGGCGCCGACCUGCCUGGGGCCCGAUCUACUCGCUCAGCAGUCAGGGGAGAAGGUACACCCAGUGCUGGGGCCAAGCCCGGAGAGAGAGGAGCUGACCAUGGUCAGGAAAGGCUGCUUGGUACUGAGGCUCGAAGGCGGCUCGAGAAGGUGGGGGUGAGGUCACUGCUGGCAGAAGGAACGGCCUGUACAAAGGGACAGUGGUGCAGCCUGGCCCAAGGACACCUUGGAGGUGGGGGCACCCAUGCCCCUGGGCCCCGAAAUCCAGGUCUAAACAGAAGGAGCCUCUUCCAGGGAGGGAUCCCUGAGCCUCCCUCUGAGCAGAAAUAGUUGGACCUGAUGGGCUGAAUGGGGGGCUGCCCCCCCCCCCCCACCCCAGGCCUCCUGAGACUCCUUUUCAUCCCCAGCUUUCCUGCUGCCAAGAUGUCGUUAUCACCGACAGUGACCUCCUGGCCAGAACCGCACAGCCCUGAGGAGUCUGAUAAGCUGCAGACCCCAGAGCAGGACACUGAGCAGGCAAGCAGUGGGGACGUGCCCAGCACCCACCGUGAGGACAGUCGGCCCGGCCUGGGCACCCUUCGGCGGGCCUUCUCCAGGGCAAGACGGCGGGCCUUGGGCCAGGCCCCCGGGGAGGACACUGGCCUGCUCCGACGCAGCUCCCACUUCCUGCGAUCCUUACGGCGCCCCCGGGAUGAUGGCCUGGCUGCUGCACCAGGGGGGGGCCGCAGCCCAGAGGGACCCUCAGGCGUCACGGAUGGCGGCAGCCGGCCAUCAACCACUGGGGUGGGGCCUGAGGAACCAGGACAGGAGGAAGGCAAAUCUGUGGCGGACCUCAUCACGGAGCGGCAGCUGCUGGCGGCCUUCGAGCAGCUGCGGCAGCUGGAGACGCGGCUCCUGGCGCAGAAAGCCUCGGGCACCUUCGGGCAGGACCCCACCGGCUUCGCGCGGCGCGCCAUGGACGUGUGCCUGCUCUACGACGGGCUGGAGGCGGAGAUCCGCGCCAUCGUGCGCGAGACGCUGGGCCCGGGCGGCGUGGACGCGGCCGCGCUCGCCGAGCUGGCCCGCGUGGUGCGCGCCGAGGAGGAGGCCCACCCGGUGCCCCCCGCCGACGGCGACUUCCUGCUCACGCCGCGCCGCUGGCGGCGGCACUGGGAGGACGCGGUGACGCGGAGCGCGCAGGAGCGCGUGCGGCAGGCGGGCGCCGGGGACGCCGCGGGGGCGGACGAGGGCGCGUCGGGCCUGGCCCGGCUUCUGGCCGAGCUCGGCGGCUCGGUGCGCCGCGACCUGCGCAAGGUGCGGCUGCAGGUGCAGCCCGUCUACUCGGCCGCCGGCUUCCCGGCGUGGGAGGCCUACCUGCGCGCCUUCCACGGCGCGGUGGCCCAGCGCCUCCAGGAGCUCGCGCGCGACGCCCGGGGCUGCGAGCAGCUCUACGUCCUGCUGGACUGGACCGCCAAUGUCUACGGCAGUCCUGACUUCCUCGGUGCCCCGGACCUGACUCUGUCCACGGAGCCGCUGCCCCCACUCCUGGCACCUAGUGUGUGGGCGCGCCUGGAGAGCGACUACACCAGCUUCCUAGAGACCAAGAUCACAAGCUGCUUCGACGGCAUCCUGCAGCUGGAACAGAGCCGCUGGGUGGCCGCUGAGGCCCCCGAUGUGCUCCAAGGCCUCUACCACACGCCUCUGUCCAUCGAUAUCCACAUGCUCGUGGCCGAGCACGUGAAGGCGGCUGGUGCCAUCUCUGCAGAACUGGAGGCCACCACCCUGCGCAUCUGCGCGCGGGCACUUGGCCUCUUUCUGCCCAGGUUUGAAAAGGCUUUUCUACAGUCGGAGGCGGUGAGCGAACCUCAUCUGGGCGCCAGCAUCAACGCCUGCGAGGAGCUCAGGACCAGUCUUCUGGCCAGGUUCCCAGGAACCUUUGAAGAGCUGGAGAAACCUCUAGUGGCUGCCGUCUGUGUCUUCCAAAAGCGGCUGCUCCAAGGCCUGCAGUAUGAUGUGCAACCGCUUUUCAGGGUCCUGUGUACCAAGGCCUGGCUGACACACGACGUGCUGCAGCCCCUCAUGGACAAAGUGGUGGCCUUCGCCCAUCACCUGGAGCACGUGGCCCCACUGCGGGCACAGGAGACUCUGCAGGAGGCACACCGAUAUGUGGUCCGUGAAUACCUGGCACAGGUGCUGAGGCCUCGUGAGCGGUUCCGCGGUGUCGAUCGCGUGACUGGCUCCCAGAAGAUGGGCCUCGACGCCCAGGCCAUUGGCAACACCUUCCAGGGCUUGGGCUCAGAGGCCACGUGGCUGGGCCAGGCUAUCCCAUGCGUCGCUGACAUUCUCGGCGAGACUUACAAGGACGACAUCGGGCGGCACCUGGAGACACUCAUCGGGAGCUACCCAGACAUCAGGCGGGACCACGUGCUGGCCAUUCUGGCGCUGCGCAGACUGGGCCGCCGUCGGAACCAGCGCCUCUUGCGGCAUGCCCAGAGCCUGCUGAGGGCUGCGGCCAAGGCCGAGGGCUCCGGGGCUGCUGGCGGCCAUGUGCUCUUCGAGGAGAUACAAGUGCCUACCUCCGUGGACCUGCUGAUCACCUGCAUCUAAUGCUCCGGGUCUCGGAGGGGGCGGGCCUCAGGUGGGGGGCCGCAUUAACUGAGGGGUCAGCACCUUCACCCAGGCAUCACCCAGACGCUAAGCCCCAGGCUGGGAGUCUAGGGAGGCGCUCUCAGCCCUGCCCCCGACCUUGAAGCCCGUAAUCAGACGACGACGUUCGUCCUCAGCUGUGCGUGGUUGCUUACCAGAAGGAACAGCACGAAGAGAGGCAUUUCAGGCAUUUGUGGGGGAGUGUUUGGGGGUGGUGGAGGUUCCUUUCAAUGCUGCCUCCCGGCCUAACGGUCCAGCACCACCCCCAGUCUGACAGUGAAGCAGAGAGUAUUUAUUUUUAAAAUAAAGGUGAAUUAAAAUGGUGCCUCCCUAAAGAGGGGGCAGGGCCAA